AGUGCGUUACAAGCGUCCGAGAUUAACAGAUAUCUCAUUCAUGUACAGGGCUUGAGGGUAUCACAUUGGUAGCUGCGGAAUGUAGGUUUUGACAUUCACCCUGCACUAUUUUCAUGAUGAAACUUCAUAUCCGUAGGUAUGUUCAUAUUGAGAACGCACGCCAUUUGGGGAAGAAGCAAGAGGAUAUUGAUCAUUCUGUUGUGUUCCUUCGCCUUGUUUAUAUCUUGAUUAGCUUCGGCAACUCAAUAACAAUUACCGAACCUCCAAUCCCCAACAUCACCAGCUGUUAUAAUGUCGACGAAAGUCGCGUCAUUGUUGCAGCCUAUGUUUUGCUAGUAGUCGCCGAAUUUGAAAUUAUAUGUUUCACGCUAUACCGCUCAAUCAAAUAUUACAAAAGUCUUGCAAACGACAAUCACUUGAUCAAUACUCUUAUUCAGCACAACAUCUUCUAUUUCAUCUGUGGAUUUUUCUUCUCGCUCCUUGUUAUCCUGGCCAUAGGUUUUUUCCCUGUGCGUGCGCAUCUCUAGCAACUAGCCUUUAUGCUUCCUGGUGCUUACUAGGCGUCAUGACAGUCUGUGUAUGGUGAUAUGGCUUCAAAGUACGUCGUUCGUGUCGGUGUCGACGGGGAAUGAGAUGCUCACUAGGACUGAUAUU
Messenger RNA from Suillus subaureus, 654 nucleotides. RefSeq lists its product as uncharacterized. NCBI's taxonomy places the organism in Eukaryota, Fungi, Basidiomycota, Agaricomycetes, Boletales, Suillaceae. The record is from RefSeq and is a predicted model, not a curated record. The transcript has 5 exons. Bases 114 to 527 code for a protein of 137 amino acids.